Messenger RNA from Microthlaspi erraticum, 1098 nucleotides. The record is from the annotation of a GenBank genome assembly. Lineage: Eukaryota; Viridiplantae; Streptophyta; Magnoliopsida; Brassicales; Brassicaceae.
AUGACGAAGACGACGAAAAAGAAGAAUCCGUCGCCGCUGCGAUCAAUCCCAAUUCUCUCACUCCCGGACGAAUUGCUACUGAGCUGCUUCGCACGCGUCUCAAGAUCGCAAUACCCAACCCUCUCCCUCGUCUCCAAACGCUUCCGAUCGCUCCUCUCUUCACCGGAGCUUUACAAAGCCCGAUCACUCUCCGGCCACACCGAGAGCUGCCUAUACAUAUGCUUAUGGUCUUCUCCCGGUUAUCGCUGGUUCAAGAAGACGACGAAUGGCUAUGUUUUGGCUAAAGUCCCGGUUCGAUUUUCUCCUCCUCAUAGCGCCCGGUUUUGGGGUCUUGUGGCGGUUGGUUCGAAUAUCUACAACAUCGGCUCCAGAUCAGACUACGAAGCUUACUCCUCCACCGUCUCUGUUCUCGAUUGCCGGACUCACACGUGGCGCGAGGCUCCGAGCUUGCCGGUGGAGCUAACGUCGAUCUCCGCCAGCGUCCUUGACCAGAAGAUAUACGUGGCAGGACUCUGCGAAUACGGCGGUUCCGUGUUACAAGUGUUCGACACGAAAACCCAAACCUGGGAUCUCUCUCCGCCGCCGCCGCCGGAAGAAGGCGAGUUUUGUGCGUCGCGAAGCGCGUGUAUCGACGGGAAGUUCCACGUGGUGACCAGCAAGAAGAAGGUGGUCGCUUACAACGCCAAGGGAGGUUGCAGAUGGGAGGUUAAUGGAAAAGAGAUGGGUCGUUACAUGCGAUCGGAUUGUUACUGCGAGAUUGAGAAUGUGUUGUACUCUGUUCUCAACGGAUAUUUCAGAUGGUUUGAUACUGAGGAAGGCUUGUGGAGAGAUCUGAAAGGUUUGGUUGGGUUACCGGAGUUUCCUCCCGGUGCUCCGAUUAGAUUGGCGGAUUACGGUGGGAAGAUGGCGGUUUUGUGGGAGGAGAAGGUUGUUUACGAGCAUAGUUUCAAGUCAAGGACGAUUGUUUGGUGUGCGGAGAUUUCGAUUGAGAGGCGACCAAAAAGCUGUGAGAUUUGGGGGAUUGUUGAUUGGUUUGAUCGUCUUCUUCAAGUCCCUCUUGUAAAUGAUUUGGUUAAGGUUCUUGUUGUUACUCUUUGA